Messenger RNA from Trypanosoma brucei brucei TREU927, 2220 nucleotides. RefSeq lists its product as hypothetical. NCBI's taxonomy places the organism in Eukaryota, Euglenozoa, Kinetoplastea, Trypanosomatida, Trypanosomatidae. The record is from RefSeq and is a predicted model, not a curated record. The transcript has a single exon. Bases 1 to 2220 code for a protein of 739 amino acids.
AUGAGUGAUGUUCUCGCUAUACUCGAUGGAGCUGCUGCGCGAGUCGCGGCCCUACUCAUGUCCGAAGGAAUCAAUGCACUACUUGCCUUUCUCCGUGGAGAGGCCUGGGAGGAGAGCCCUUCAACAGUUUUGAAUCGGGCCGACGGAGACGGUGACACUAAAAGUGAUUCUCUCCAGAUACCCAACACUCUACUUGGUUGCUACGGGUUCCUGCCACUUGCUAUAGCAGCAGAGGUUUCUCUCGCACCCUCUACAUCCCAUCAGGAGCGAGUCGCGCUCGUACAAGACUUUGAGAGACGGGGAUUUCGUGUCUUCACCGUAAACUUGAUGCCCGACUGUCGGGGCCUUGAAGACAGUUCUCGGGGGGCAAGUGCCUACAAUGCCAGUGCCAGCGUGCUACGACUUAAUUGUAUAGAGGCGGCGCGGAAUUGGUGCGAUGCCGUUUACGCGGAGGAUGGGAAAGAAGGAGAAGGGGAUACAGGUGUCGACUGCAGUAACAUUUACCUUUCGGGCGCGAAGCGCCGUAGAGACGAUGAUGAAAAAUCCGGAUUAGCGGAGCGAGUCGCACACACAGACUUCCAUAACCCAAGACGUCGCGCACAGGUACAACUGCAUGGACGGGGUUGCGGUCUAUGCGUUAAAUAUGCACUGUUUAUUGUUCGGUGCUGUGCAAAUGCGGGAAAUGCACAACGUGCUGCUGUAGGUGGCGGAAACUGUAGUUCUGCAACUGAAAGGUCGCGGCGUACAAAAGAUCCUCUGACACUGCUUCUGUAUGACAUUAGUUCGCUAUCUGCUCUAUGUCGCGUGAGGCAGUCAACUCGACGCACUCGUAUUCGCUUCUCUGUACUUCUGCUCCCGGACGAUCUCGCUUACGGCGGCGCACUGCUUGAGGAGUCGCUGAGAGGUCCUAUGAGUUGUCACUAUUGCGUGAAACUGUUCCAAGGAUCUGCUGAUCGAAUGUUGCACCGCCGGCAGGAUGUUGAUAGUGGUGGUGGUGAGGAAAAUGAAUGUGUACCAUUCCUUGAGCGUCUUAAAUUGUGGCUGAGCGCUCCAAUGGAAUCACGUGGUGUCGAGGCGGAUGGUAGUUGCGACGGCAACAGCGUGAACCAUGGAAAAAACGAGCAAGAAAACGCCGCGAAAUUGCAAGGGUCCAAACCGAGUUUAUUUUUUGUUCGGUACGAAAAUUUACCCUUCUGUUGCUUUCUGCGAGAGGCCCUUCGCCGUUUCCCAGUGAUACUGCCGCCGUUGUUGCUUCGGCAGUUGCAGUCGCUCUGGGCGUUUCGACACCAACUUUCGGAUGUCGUGGUGGGUCUCCAUUCACUGCUCUCUCCCUUCGCACUAUCCUCCUCGAUGCAUGCCACAAUGAGUGAGGCUAAUGAUGUCACAACUUCUCCAGCAAAUGUGGUGCAGGGGACAUCGAGAGGCUACCAUGAGAAUAUGACACAGCUUUCUAAUAGCAUCGAGCUUCUGAACAUCCUCUUCGCUGCCGCUUGUGAAUGGGCAGAUGGUCAUCUAUUGAAUGAGGCUGUUGCGUUCGCUGUACUGUACGAAGACCUUGUUUUCGGUAGGCUGACGCGGCUGAAACGUAUACCCGGUUUGACCGCGUAUGUGGAGCGCUUAUCGCCGAAGUCGGUGGGGCCUACCGAUUUGUCCAAGGCACUGACCAGCUGCGUUCCGGUGUUCGUGCCUAACGCAUUAACAGGCUCUGGGGCGUAUAUUCGCGACGAACUUUCUCAGGAACAACAGUACGUAAUGAGAAGGCCCCUUUCUUUACCACCAAUUAUGGCCGUACCCGGCGCAAAGGUGUCGCUGGCAACAGAGUUGCUCCGCUCCACCCUUUUGGCCGUGCUCCCACCGCACGACUCGUUGGAGGAAGUGCAGAAGGCUGUAAGAGCCUUUCCGUGUGCCGGCGGUAAAUGUGAUGAGGGUACUCCAAGUGAGGCUCUGCGGCAUGGAGACACGUACUGUGGUGUGACGUACAAUAACUUUUUCAGUCCCCUAAUUCCUGACUCGGUGCGAGUAUUGCACCUUCUCACCUCCCAUGCGAUGGCAAGCUCUAACGUUAAGCAGCAAUUUGUGCCACUUUCUCUAAUACAGCGAAUUUGUCAGCUUUCGGAUGAAUCGCUGAUACGAUCGUUAGUGGAACUGCAAUUGACGGGAAUGGCGACCGUUAACAUGCGAGAGUUUAAAGCGAGGUCCUCCUUGCUUGCGCUUAGCUGA